This is a messenger RNA of Trichosurus vulpecula (common brushtail), 804 nucleotides long. RefSeq names its product glyceraldehyde-3-phosphate dehydrogenase-like. The transcript has 2 exons. Bases 1 to 804 code for a protein of 267 amino acids. Gene Ontology annotation, molecular function: oxidoreductase activity, acting on the aldehyde or oxo group of donors, NAD or NADP as acceptor; NAD binding. The record is from RefSeq and is a predicted model, not a curated record. Lineage: Eukaryota; Metazoa; Chordata; Mammalia; Diprotodontia; Phalangeridae.
AUGUUUCAAUAUGAUUCCACCCAUGGUAAGUUCAAAGGAACUGUCAAGACUGAGAAUGGGAAGCUGAUGAUCAAUAGAAAUUCCAUCUUUCUCUGUACAGAGAGUGAUCCCACCAAUAUUAAAUGGGGAGAUGCUGGAAUUGAGUAUUUUGUAGAGUCCACUGGAGUCUUUAACACCAUGGAAAAGGCUGGGGCUCACUUGAAGGGUGGAGCCAAGCAGAUCAUCAUUUCUGACCCUUCAGCUUAUGCCCCAAUGUUCAUGAUGGGAAUGAACCAUGAGAAAUGUCAUAAUUCCCUUAAGGUUGUCAGUAAUGCCCCAUGCACUCCCACCUGCUUGGCCCCCUUGGCCAAGGUCUUUCACGACAAUGUUGGCAUUAUGGAAGAACUCAUGACUAUAAUCCAUGCAAUUACUACUACCCAGAAGACAGUAAAUGGCCCCUCUGGUAAAUUGUGUCAUGAUGGGAAUAGUGCUGCCCAAAAUAUCAUCCCUGCUUCCACUGGUGCUGCUAAGGCUGUAGGCAAGGUCAUGCCUGAGCUGAAUGGGAAGCUCACAGGCAUGGCCUUCCAUGUUCCUAUUCUCAGUGUAUCUGUUGUUGAUCUGACCUGCCUUCUGGAGAAACCUUCCAAAUAUGAUGAUACAAAGAAAGUCAUGAAGCAAGAAUCAGAGGGACCCUUGAAGGGCAUGUUGGGCUACAAAGAGGGCCAUGUUGUAUCCUGUGACUUUAACAGCAUCACCCAUUCUUCUACCUUUGAUGCUGGCCAUGGUAUUGCCCUCAAUGAUGAUUUUGCCAAGCUCAUUUCUUGA